Messenger RNA from Exserohilum turcica Et28A, 3603 nucleotides. RefSeq lists its product as uncharacterized. Gene Ontology annotation, cellular component: UTP-C complex; CURI complex; small-subunit processome. The record is from RefSeq and is a predicted model, not a curated record. Lineage: Eukaryota; Fungi; Ascomycota; Dothideomycetes; Pleosporales; Pleosporaceae. Bases 1 to 3603 code for a protein of 1200 amino acids. Gene Ontology annotation, biological process: tRNA export from nucleus; rRNA processing. The transcript has 2 exons.
AUGGCCCCGCCCGCAAUUAAACGGAGAAAGCUGGAGCACAGCGACUCGGAAGCCGAAAGCGAGGGAAGUUUUGCCGACUUUGACGAGGCCAAUGGCAGUGUCGACUCGGAUGGAAACGACGCUGGAGAUGCGCAAAGCGAGAGCGACGUUUCCAAAGACGGCGCACAAGAGAUGGAUGACGAUGAAGAUGAAGACAUGAGCGAAGAGGAGCAAGACUCGGAGGGCGACGAGAGUGUCCAUGAAGACAGCAAGCAGACCUCGAGCGGCAAAGCCACGAGCGCACCGAAGCAGGCGCCCAAGAGACCAGCACCCAGCCUCCAGGACGGUGUCUACACAGCCGAUUCGUUCAAGUCGAACAUGUUCAAGCUUCAGGUGGACGAGCUGCUUGACCAGGUCAAACUGAAGUAUGGCAAGAAGGAAGCUCCGGCCGAGAACGCAAUGCGAACGCUCAAGACCAUAAUCGAGCAGAUACCCAGCCGCGACCCGCUUCCUAUUGCUGAGGCUGAAAAAGCGCUCAAAUCUGCUGGUGUUGCAGUCCCGUUCCCUAGCCCUCGCCCGCCCAAAGACGCCUUGUACAAGCUACAGUAUGAACGACCUGCAAGCGUGAACGCGACGGGCAGUUACCCUUUGAAAACCGCGACCCGAAAUGAGGAAAAAUUUGCGAUCGAUCUUGUCGUCACCAUGCCUAAGACUCUGUUUCAAGAAAAGGACUAUCUCAAUCACCGAUACUUUUACAAGCGCGCAUACUAUCUGGCCUGUUUGGCUGCUGGGAUCAAGGCUUCGAAAGAGCACAAGUUUGACUUGGUCUUUGACCGCCUGCAUGGGAACCAGCUCCAGCCCAUUCUUGUCGUGCGACCGAGUGGUAACGGCGAUGCCGACGACUUUUCUAGCUCAAAGUGCCAGAUCAACGUGCUGGUAGCGCUAUCAGAGCACACUUUUGCCCAGAGCAAGCUUCUUCCAGCCUCAAACUGCGUCCGGCCCAAAGGCAGCGAGGAUGAACCUUCCAGCAAAGCGCUUACGGCCACGCCUUUCUACAACAACAGUCUGCAGUCUGACGGAAACAUUACGGCCUACCUCAAGCUUCUUCAUGCCACGGGCUCGAAAGCCGAAGCUUUCAAGGAUGCAUGCAUACUUGGACGCAUCUGGCUGAGGCAACGCGGAUUUGGCAGUCAGAUUCGUAAAGGAGGGUUUGGAAACUUUGAAUGGGCUGUCAUUAUGGCGAUUCUCCUCCAGCCAAAUGCCGGAACAGGAGCUCAGUCGGUUUCUUCUAGUUUCAGCAGCUAUCAGCUGUUCAAGUCGACACUUCAGUUUCUUUCUCGCGGCGACCUGACGAAGAAGCCAUUCAUCUUCCAGGCAUUCAACAUCACCAUUCCAAAGGCAGAGACCGCGCCUGUGGUCUUUGAUGGGCCACGAGGGCAGAAUGUGCUGUUCAAGAUGACACCCUGGUCAUACAAGCGUCUGCAGUCAGAAGCAAAAGCUACCGUCGAUAUGCUGAGUGACUCCGUCUUUGAUCAGUUUGACGCGACCUUUAUUCUAAAGACUGAGCUGAUCAAGUACCGAUACGAUGCUACACUCGAGAUUCCUCUUGCGUCGCUGGGUCUAGAAGCUGGAAGUGAAGAGUAUGAUUCACAACUGAGCGAGGCCUGUCGAAAGAUACACAGCACUUUGACCCGGGCGCUGGCCGAUCGCAUUACAGCUAUUUCAUUCACCAUGCCAGAGGAAGAAACUUGGUCAGUUUCAUCAAGGCAUCCCCAGGAAAAGCAAACCAAGAGCAUUCUUGUCAGCUUCAUCACGGAUCCCGCAAACGCUACCCGCACCGUGGACCAUGGGCCUCCAGCAGAGAACAAGCAGGAGGCAGCCAUUUUCCGCAAGUUCUGGGGCGAGAAGGCUGAGCUCAGGCGCUUCAAGGAUGGGAGUAUUCUCGAAAGUGUUGUCUGGACAGUCAAGGAUGCGUCCGUCAUGGAGCAGAUUGUUCUUUAUAUACUCGGCAAGCACGUAGCUGGGUCCGUGGCCGAACAAGCCAAGUUCACGAGCGACGCAUUUGGCCACCUCAUAACAGCAGGCCAUAUGCAGGGACAGUCUGGGACAGCGCCAUUCCUUCCUAUCAUGAACGCGUUUAGUGCCAUGGAGAAAGACAUUCGGGACCUGGAGGAGCUACCACUUCAGCUUCGUCACCUGAGAGCCGCCGAUCCGCAAUUGCGUUAUGCGUCUAUUGAAGUUCCCGCUCCGGGCCACGCUCCCGCAUCGGUCGUGUUGCAAUUCGAAGGCUCUGGCCGUUGGCCGGAUGACCUGUGCGCCAUCCAGCGGACCAAGAUCGCCUUCCUUCUCCGACUUGCAGAGCUGCUACACAAAUUGGAGACUGGUUACGUUGCCCGCGUUGGCAUGGAAAACCCGUCACAGCCGGCUCAGAACCAGGCAUUCCUGGACGUGACGGUUGCAACUGGAUUUACGUUCCGUAUUCGCAUCUACCAUGAUCGCGAACCUACGCUGUUCGACCGCCAGAUCAAGGACAAAUCAUUGGAUUCGCAUUCGCGCGAGUCUGCUGCGUCUUCUUUGGCAUUGUACAAACGCGAAUUCAUUCAGUCCCCCCAACACUCGCAAGCACUGCAGACACUCUGCACCCGUUUUCUAGCACUCUCACCAGCCAUACGGUUGACGAAGAAAUGGUUUGCAUCGCAUCUGCUGGCGCCGCACUUCUCACCGGAGCUCAUCGAGCUCCUGGUUAUACGGACAUUUCUUCAACCUCAACCAUGGCCGGUGCCGUCGACUGCAACGACUGCUUUCCUACGAACAUUGUCGUGGAUCAGCCGAUGGGACUGGCGCCAUGUCCCUCUGAUAGUAGACUUUUCGACAUCCUUUACAGCCAAUCCUGCAGACCUGGAAGACACAUCUUUGAGGGGCAUGAAGUCGGAAGAUCUAGACCGUCUACGGACUCGCUUCGAAGCAUGGCGACGCAUCGAUCCUGCCAUGAACCGCGUGGUACUUUUCGCAGCUACCAACCUUGAUGAAGAAGGCACAACAUGGACAGAUAAGGCGAAACCCGAAAAAGUUGUUGCUACGCGUUUGACUGCGUUGACGAAAGCAGCCACACAGGCUGUUCGCGCCAAUGAAGACGCUUUGUUGAGGCACAUCAACAAUAAAGACGCCUCCAAGGCACACGAUGCAAUGAAGCCAGAAGCUCUCUUCGUACCCAGCAUAUCCGAGUUUGAUCUCGUCAUAUCCAUCUCCUCGAAAUACAGUCUUAAGUCCACGAAAUCGCGCAAAUCCACAACACCACAGUUCAAAAAUCUGGACCUCCAGAAACUAGCCGGCCCGUCUCCAGCAGCGACGACGCCUCUGCCCCAGCUCUUUGCACAAGAGCUGGCCGAAGUCUAUGGCGACACGGUGCUCUGGUUCUGGGAUCCCGAGUCCCUAGACAAGAUUGUGGGGCUGUGGAACCCCGUGGUCACUGCACAGAGGAGCUGGAAGAUCAAGGCGGGGUGGAACAGCACGCCUGUUGGUAAAAAGGACGCAGUGGAAAUCAAGGCGAACCGCGAAGCUAUUGUGCAUGAGGUUAGACGCUUGGGUGGAGAUUUGGUUAAGAGUAUUGAUGUUAAGAGAUAG